Messenger RNA from Symbiodinium sp. CCMP2456, 1323 nucleotides. The record is from the annotation of a GenBank genome assembly. NCBI's taxonomy places the organism in Eukaryota, Dinophyceae, Suessiales, Symbiodiniaceae.
AUGAAUGCACAGAGUUCACGUGGCCACACCGUCUUCAAGCUGAACAUGGUCAGAGAGGGUGGCAGCGACAAUCUGUCCACCACUUCUGAGGUUUGCUUUGCAGACCUCGCUGGUCGGGAAAAUGAGAAGACGACGCAGGUCACCGGCGAGAGGUUCGUGGAGCUGAGCUUCAUUAACAAGAGCCUGCUGUACCUGUCCGGCUGCAUCCAGAGCUUGGGGCAGCAAACCCACCGCCGGCGCCUUCAAACUGACCAUGGUUCUGGCACUCCGAAGUCGAAGGGCGUGGACAUGUCAAAGUUCCGCAACUCCAAGCUGACACUGCUCCUCUCGAACGCGCUGUCGGGAAAUUCGAGGACAUCGAUGAUUGGAACGUUGAGUCCGGCCGCAGCUCACUUCGAGGAGAGUCACAACACGCUCAGGUUUGCAUCGACAGUGAAGACCAUCAAGGUGCAGGCCAAAGCAGCACGAGCAGUGGACAAGGACUACAGACAGCUGUCAUUUGCUGAUGCCGAGGAUAGGUCCAAGCCUGGCCCUGAAACGUACAAUGCCGUGAAGUGGGCAUUGGAAAUGGGAUAUCGUUUGGUGGAUACUGCGGCCUUGUAUCGCAACGAAAAGAGUGUGGGCGAGGCCAUCAGGGAUUCCGGACUCUCCAGAGAAGAUGUUUGGAUCACUACCAAGCUUUGGGACAGUGAUCAUGGAUACGAGGCCACUCUGAAAGCAUGCCAGAACAGCCUACAUCAGCUUGGACUGUCAUACAUUGACUUGUACUUGAUCCACUCCCCAAACACCGGUAAGUUGGUCGAGACCUGGGAUGCGAUGAUCGAACUUCAGCGCCGCGGCGUGGUGAGGUCAAUUGGCGUUUCGAACUUCGGAGUUCCGCAUUUGGAAGCGCUGCGAUCCUCGGGCCGGCAGUUGCCCGUUGUUAAUCAGAUCGAAAUGCACCCGAUGGUUUACCAAGAGCGAAAGCCCGUGCUGGAGUUUUGCGCAGCUCACGGCAUCAAAAUCACAGCUUAUGGCUCAAUGUUUUCUGGUCAGCAAGAACAGCUGGAAAGGAAAGAGGUGGCACAGGUUCUUGCGGCCCACCCCAGUAAGACGCCGGCGCAAGUCUUGCUGCGAUGGGGCCUGCAGAUGGACUUCCAAGUGAUACCAAAGAGUGUUCGCCGGGAGCGUCUCGAGGAGAACAUGAAUCUGAUGGACUUCGAGCUCACGCCCGGCGAGAUGGAAUCGCUAAGUGCGAUGCGUGGAGCCUUGCACGAGUACUGGAACCCGUUGAAGAGCAAGGUUGACCUGGGACGGACGGAUCGGGGGACGGCGGAAUCUUGA